AUGCUUCCAGGCUGGGUCCGCAUUAUUGAAACCCAUCACGAGCAUCACGAGCAGUCCGCAUUAUUCAAACCCAUAACGAAUGGGAGAGCUGUAACGCAUUUUCAUGAUGAACAGAGAGAACCUUCGCUCUCGCAAAAGCUGCCAAGGAACUUUCUCUCUCUAGACGUCAAUGGCAGAUCCAACCUCCGCUGCUUAACCUCCGGACACCUCAUAUUCUGUUCUGUAUCCGACGCGGUUCAACCACCGGUUGUUGUUCAUAACUCUGAGGCUCUGGAGGUUUUAAGCAUAUUGAGGAGACAGAUACUGAAUGAUGAUUGUUCACAGUUUUUCAAGUUGUUGGAGAUUGAUGUUGGGGCAAUAGCCCGGGGCAAACUGGUGUUUUCUGAGACAUUUAAUUUUGGGAACAUGAGAAGCUUUUGGCACAAUAAGUUAUUAUUGGUAUUUGGCCCUAGACCGCCUCUCAACUGGGUGCUUGUAUGUCUUGUUAGUGUUUUAGUUCUUAUCACGUUGUUGGGAUCUUCUUCUUCUAGUGCCUUUGAUUCUAUUACUGAUUCCACGAGACCCAACCUUUAUUCUAACUAUAGAAAGUUGAAAGACCAAACUGUAAAUGAUUAUUUGGAGUUGAAAAAACUAGGGGCCAAUCCUUCGAAGGAUUUUGAUCUAUGUGCUAAAGAGAGAGAGAAUUAUGUUCCUUGCUACAAUGUUUCUGCCAAUCUUCUAGCUGGUUUUAAAGAUGGGGAGGAGUAUGAUCGUCAUUGCGAAUUAUCACAAGAUCGACAGUAUUGUUUGGUUCGUCCCCCGAAAGAGUAUAAGAUUCCUUUGACUUGGCCAAGUGGCAGGGAUGUCAUUUGGAGUGGAAAUGUGAAAUUGAGCAAAGAUCAAUUCCUUUCAUCUGGAAGCAUGACGAAAAGGCUCAUGUUGCUGGAAGAGAAUCAAAUUUCAUUUCACUCAGACGAUGAUGAGAUGAUUGUUGAUGGUGUCAGAGAUUAUUCUCAUCAGAUCGCUGAGAUGAUAGGAUUGGGAAGUGAUGCCGAAUUUCGCGAAGCUGGUGUGCGCAGUGUUUUAGAUAUUGGCUGUGGGUUUGGUAGCUUCGGCGCUCAUUUGCUUUCACUUAAGCUGAUGACUCUUUGCGUGGCAUCAUAUGAAACAACUGGUAGCCAAGUACAGCUUGCUCUUGAGAGAGGUCUCCCAGCAAUCAUUGGUAGCUUCAUCUCAAAGCAACUACCCUUUCCUUCCUUAUCAUAUGACAUGGUUCACUGCACUCAGUGCGGUAUUGUCUGGGAUGACAAAGAUGGGAUGUUUCUUAUUGAAGUUGACAGAGUACUCAAACCCGGAGGGUACUUUGUUGUAACCUCACCUAAACGUAGGGAGCAUGGAAGCACUUCAACUCCUAUGGGAGAAUACCCCCAAAAACUUUGUUGGAACCUUGUGGGACAGCAAGAGGAGACUUUAAUCUGGCAGAAAACCAGAGAUGCCCAGUGUAUUUCUAGUAAGCACGGCACUUUCCCCCUUUGUAAUGGUGAAGAUUUCCAAUCGUACUACAAACCGCUCGCUCAGUGCAUAAGUGGGAUUACCAGCAGCCGUUGGAUCCCAAUUCAGAAUAGAUCUUCUGGUUCUUUGAACUCUGCUGAGCUUGCAGUCCAUGGAAUCAACUCUGAAGAUUUCGCUGAAGACCUGGAGUUCUGGAGAUCUUCUCUGCGAAAUUAUUGGUCGUUGCUUUCUCCUUUGAUCUUCUCCGACCAUCCAAAGAGGCCUGGUGAUGAAGAUCCAAUGCCUCCAUACAAUAUGGUUCGAAAUGUGAUGGACAUGAAUGCACAUUAUGGAGGUUUAAAUGCUGCCCUACUGGAAGCUAGAAAGUCGGCAUGGGUGAUGAAUGUUGUGCCCGUAGGUCAACAUAAUACCCUUCCGGUCAUUCUUGAUCAAGGCUUUGCAGGCGUCUUGCAUAACUGGUGUGAACCUUUCCCUACAUACCCUCGGACAUACGACAUGCUUCACGCAAAGGGACUUCUAACACACAUUGCUUCAGAAAAAUGCAAUAUCAUUGAUUUGAUUUUUGAGAUGGACCGUAUUCUUCGUCCGGAGGGAUGGGUUAUUAUAUCUGAUAAGGUUGGUCCCAUAGAAAUUGCACGUACCCUCGUUACCCAGCUCAGAUGGGAAGCCCGGAUGAUCGAUCUUCAGAAUGGCAGUGACCAGCGUUUGCUCGUGUGCCAAAAACCAUUCGUGAGAAAAUGAGUUUCCACUCUUGAGAUACAUUUCCACUCCUCUAUUUUUUUUUUUUUUUUUUUUUCUCUGGUAAACUUUUGCACGUCAUUUGACUAUUGAAAAGACCAAACCAUCGUAUACUGUGUACAAAUUGACACACUGAGCAAUCACAUGAGAGCAUAUUGUGGUAUAGCUGCAUGAACGAGGAUGCAUCAAUUUGGAUUUUUCUGUUUUAUGGGGAAAAGGAAUAUAUUUAUGUACUCGAAAAGAUGGGAUCAGAAGAUUUUUGCGCUGUAGAUAAAAGAGUAAUGUUUGGUGCAGUAGUAACGGUUCCAAGGAAAAGAAGAUUUUUCCCUCUUCUUUUUUGUAGCCAUUCAUUAUUCCA
Striga asiatica is the source of this 2587-nucleotide messenger RNA. The record is from the annotation of a GenBank genome assembly. NCBI's taxonomy places the organism in Eukaryota, Viridiplantae, Streptophyta, Magnoliopsida, Lamiales, Orobanchaceae.